Messenger RNA from Hyla sarda, 1779 nucleotides. RefSeq names its product microspherule protein 1 (gene MCRS1). The transcript has 13 exons. Lineage: Eukaryota; Metazoa; Chordata; Amphibia; Anura; Hylidae. Gene Ontology annotation, molecular function: protein binding; G-quadruplex RNA binding. Gene Ontology annotation, biological process: positive regulation of transcription by RNA polymerase II. The coding region runs from base 151 to 1509 and encodes 452 amino acids. The record is from RefSeq and is a predicted model, not a curated record. Gene Ontology annotation, cellular component: Ino80 complex; MLL1 complex; NSL complex.
GGUGCGCUCCAGCGGUACUUCCGGCCCACCGGAAGUGACGACAGGCAGCUGGAAAAGAGGCUUGUAACGUAGGCCGUAGAGCAGGACUGGAUGAUGGUGGAUUAAUGAGCAGACCGGCCACCGGAUGUUGUGAGGAGGAUAGCGGAGGGGAUGGAUUCCCUGCUCGCCUCCGCCAGCCGCUCUGAGGACGAGGACUCCUCCGCCGGACAUAAGAGGAGCCUCCCCCAGGGCUCUGGCCUCAUACCCAAGAGGAGGAGCUCGUCCAGGUUCAUUAAAAGAAAGAAAUUUGAUGAUGAAUUGGUUGAGAGCAGUCUUGCCAAAUCCUCCAGUCGGCCACGAGGCCCCAGUGGAGGAGAAUCUGGAAGAUUAUCUGGCAGUGAACCUUCAUCCAGCGAGAAGAAGAAGCAAGUUUGCAAGACAGUACCUACACCAGCUCCACCAUCCCCUGCCCCAAGCCCCAGCAUUACCAAAAGGAUAAAGAAGAGUAAGCAGCCACUGCAGGUUACCAAGGACUUGGGUAGAUGGAAGCCGGCUGAUGACUUGCUUCUUAUCAACACAGUACUUCAGACCAAUGAUCUGCAGGCCGUGCAUCUUGGUGUAAAGUUCAGCUGUCGUUUCACUCUAAAUGAAAUACAGGAGCGGUGGUAUGCUCUUCUGUACGACCCGGUCAUCUCAAAACUAGCAUGCCAGGCAAUCCGACAGCUACAUCCAGAGGCCAUCGCUGCUAUUCAAAGCAAGGUGCUGUUCAGCAAGGCAGAAGAACAAUUGCUCAGUACAAUCAGCUCGAGCUCUCAACCUACACUGGACACCUUUCAAGACCUACUUAACAAACAUCCUGAGGUUUUCUAUAUGUCGCGCACAGCCAAGUCUCUCCAGGUGCACUGGCAGCUUAUGAAGCAGUACUAUCUUCUGGAGGACCAAACAGUUCAGCCUUUACCCAAGGGAGAUCAAGUCCUAAACUUUUCCGACGCAGAGGACAUGCUUGAUGACACCAAACUUAGAGAUUGCCGAGAUGAAGUACUAGAACACGAGCUUACUGUUGCUGACCGUCGCCAGAAGCGUGAGAUCCGUCAACUAGAGCAGGAGCUGCAUCGCUGGCAAGUGCUAGUGGACAGUAUAACGGGUAUGAGCUCUCCAGAUUUUGAUACGCAGACAUUGGCGGUUUUACGCGGGCGCAUGGUGCGAUAUCUUAUGAGGUCCCGAGAGAUUACUCUAGGUAGAGCAACAAAGGACAACCAGAUUGAUGUGGACCUAUCACUAGAAGGUCCAGCAUGGAAAAUUUCUCGCAAACAAGGUGUUAUAAAGCUGAAGAACAAUGGGGACUUUUUCAUUGCAAAUGAGGGAAGAAGAGCUCUUUAUAUCGAUGGUCGUCCUGUUUUGCCAGGGAGCAAGUGGAAGCUAAGUCACAACUCUGUGGUGGAGAUAUCCGGCCUCCGCUUUGUGUUCCUUAUCAAUCAGGAUCUCAUAGCUCUCAUAAAAGCUGAAGCUGCCAAGAUGAUUCCAUCUUGAGGAAAGCCGAGGUUGAACUGCAGUUGAGCCCAUUCAGAAGUUUGUACAUAGCUUAUGUCUCCUGUUUUUCUGUGCUUCAAAACACAAAUCCUUUUGCAGGAGAUCCUGGACUACAGUCUGACAGCUAAUGGGUAGCCGGAGACAGGCUGUUACCGAGGACAAGAAGAGGCCCCAUCCUGUAUUCAGAUUUAAGGAUGUUGUUUGUUAUAUAGUGUAGGGGAUUUUCUGUUAAUAUUUUUGGAUGUUUUUGUAAUAAGUUUUUUUUUUUUU